AUGGAACCCAUUACCCGCAAAUCGGAGCUCUCCUUCCUCAACGAUAUGGUGCCACACACCCAACCCCAGUCAGGUCGGUCGGUAUUGCGACCAGCUGGCUCCGAUGAGAUGCAUGAUUUGCUUUGUGUCGGAUUUGGUCCGGCCUCGCUCGCUAUUGGCAUUGCCUUGAACGAUGCGAUGGACCCCGCUCUCAACACCCUGAAGAACCCCGACUUCAAGCCUAAGGUCUGCUUCCUGGAGAAGCAGAGCCAAUUCGCCUGGCACUCUGGUAUGCUGGUUCCGGGCUCGCGCAUGCAGAUCUCUUUCAUGAAGGACCUUGCGACUCUCCGCGAACCCCGCAGCAGCUUCACUUUCCUCAACUACCUGCACCACAAAAAACGUCUGGUUCACUUUACCAACUUGGGCACUUUCCUGCCUGCCCGCAUGGAGUUUGAGGAUUACAUGCGCUGGUGCGCCAUGCGCUUUGAGAAGGUCGUCAAUUACGGCGAGGAGGUUAUCGAGGUCAUUCCCGGUCCCACCAAUGCCCGUGGUGUCGUCGAGUUCUUCACGGUUGUCUCACGGAAUACCGGUACUGGCGAGCUCUCGUCGCGCAACUCCCGCAAGGUCGUGAUUGCUCUCGGUGGAAAGGCGAAGAUGCCUCCUGGAUUCCCCCAGGACCCCCGCAUUCUGCACUCCUCCAAGUACUGCACUCAAUUGCCUCAAUUGUUGAACGAUGAUUUGGCUCCUUACAACAUUGCCGUUGUUGGCAGUGGCCAGAGUGCCGCUGAGAUUUACCAUGAUUUGCACCGCCGUUACCCCAACUCGCGGACCACACUCAUCCUGCGCGAUACGGCUCUACGUCCCAGUGAUGACUCUCCCUUUGUGAACGAAAUUUUCAACCCAGAGCGCAUAGACAAGUUCUACGGUCUGAGCGCCGAAGAGCGUCAGAAGCGUAUCGCUACCGACAGAGCCACCAACUACGGCGUGGUCCGUCUGGAGCUCAUUGAGGCCAUCUAUAACGACAUGUACAUGCAGCGGGUCGAGAACCCGGACGAGACGCAGUGGCAACAGCGCAUUCUCGCGGAGACCAAGGUCGCACGGAUCGAGCACCACAACGCAUCGAAGCGGAUGCGUAUCCACGUCAAGUCGGUCAAUAACCAGAGUGAACACAAGGAGGUGCUGGAUGUGGACGCCCUCAUGGUCGCAACGGGUUACCAGCGAGAUGCGCACGAGGAUUUGCUCCAGAGUGUGCGCGGCUUGCGGCCCGUCGGCGCCACGGGCUGGAACCCCGGGCGUGAUUACCGCGUUUCGCUUGAUGCUGCCAAGGUCAGUGACCAGGCCGGUAUCUGGCUGCAGGGCUGCAACGAGAAGACCCACGGUUUGAGUGAUUCCCUGCUCUCGGUGCUUGCCGUCCGAGGUGGCGAGAUUGUCAGCUCCGUGUUUGCGGAUCAAUUGGCUGGCGCUCCUUUGGUGCAGGACACCCGGGUGCGCGCUAUGCUGUGA
Molecule: messenger RNA, 1482 nt
Organism: Penicillium bovifimosum
Lineage: Eukaryota; Fungi; Ascomycota; Eurotiomycetes; Eurotiales; Aspergillaceae
Exons: 2
Coding region: 1-1482 (493 amino acids)
Biological process (GO): intracellular iron ion homeostasis
Source: RefSeq, a predicted model, not a curated record